This is a messenger RNA of Trifolium pratense (red clover), 1400 nucleotides long. RefSeq lists its product as uncharacterized. The coding region runs from base 163 to 840 and encodes 225 amino acids. Lineage: Eukaryota; Viridiplantae; Streptophyta; Magnoliopsida; Fabales; Fabaceae. The record is from RefSeq and is a predicted model, not a curated record. The transcript is spliced from 2 exons.
UUUUUCAACUCUUUGUCCCAUAAAUUAAAGUUAAGCCAAGAAUAUAAGGAAAGUAGCCACCAUAAUAUAUAGUACUACUUCAAUAUUCCUCACUUGAAUAUCCAUUACAUUAUUCUCCUUCUUCUUAGUUUCCAAUAUCUCUUACAAAAACCAUUGCAACAAAUGGAAUAUGAAUGUAGCCCUCUUAGUUGGGAAUUCUAUAACCAUGAUGAGGGAUUAUUAGAGGACUUGAAACAUUCACUUUUGUACACAACUUUGGAGCUAGAAGCAACAAUUGUGUCAGCUAAAGAAGAGAUUACAAAAAAAGAAUGUGAAUUAAUUAAUGCUAAUGAUCUUUUAAGCAAAGUCAUUAAAGAAAGAGAUGAAGCUAGAGAAAAAUGUCAAAAACUAAUGCUUGAAAAACAAGAGUUACAAAUAGAGAACAAAUCAGGAAGUGAAAAUGAGCAUAACUCAGCACCAAAUUAUGCUUCUUCUGAUUGUGAAGAAAAUAGUUCAACAACACUUCCAACACAAUUUCAAGCAGUGUUAGAGUUAGCUGAAAAGAAACCAUUGCCAGAAAAAGGAAAGUUUUUGAAAGCUGUGGUUGAAGCUGGUCCAUUGUUGCAAACACUUCUUCUAGCUGGACCACUUCCACAGUGGCAACAUCCACCACCACAACUCAAAGCCAUCGAGAUUCCUCCGGUUUCGAUUUCAUCUCCAAAUUCUUCAUCUUUAAGCAAGAAAAGGGAUUUUUUACUCUCUUCAGUUGGUUCUGAUUGUUCUGUUUCAAAGUGUAGAAAAGUUGUUCAGCACUUACCAACAACACCUACUCAUUUCCUACCACAUCCAUCAUUUUCAUAAGAGCAGUGUCGGCGAUAUUUACUCUAACGCUCUUUUUUCUAUUACUCCUUUUAUUAGGUGAAAUUCGAUGGCGGGACCCACCUGAAUUUUGCAUCUGGAUUUUUCGUUGUUAUAUAGUUAAAUCAAUGGUUGAGAUCAUUUAAAAUUAAGUUACGUAAUCUAAAUUGUCUGAUCUCAUAGUAAUAGUCAAUAUCAUAACUUUAAGAGUAGUAUAUAGAGAGUUAAAGUGAGCGUUAUCAACAAACCAUGACAUACUUUUGUGUAUGGUUCACAAGAGAGAAUCAAUGGUUGACAUUUAAUGUUUCUCUAAUUAUAUUAUCAUGUUUUUAUGUAUAUAAUUUAGUCAAAUGAGGUUGAAUUCUUAGAAAAAAUUGUUAGGAAUUGAAAAAUCUCACUUUAAGUUGUGACACAAUUUUGUAAUGUGGUAGGAGGGUGGGGUAACCAAGCUUCAAAUGUUAUGGUUUUUAAUUUAAGGUUAUUGUUGUGCUCGUGUUAUUAUUUUCCAAAAGUUGUUUGUUGCUUUCACAUGAAGUACACUUUAUUUAAUGGUAGUGUCUGCC